Molecule: messenger RNA, 2549 nt
Organism: Mytilus californianus (California mussel)
Lineage: Eukaryota; Metazoa; Mollusca; Bivalvia; Mytilida; Mytilidae
Exons: 5
Coding region: 60-944 (294 amino acids)
Source: RefSeq, a predicted model, not a curated record
UAUUCGCAACAGGAAAACAAAAAUCAAUCAGCAAUUCAGUGUAGUUUAAAAAAGAAAACAUGUGUGUUUAUUAUAGACACACCUUAUUUUUACUUUUUAUAUACGGAAAUGUAAAAGAUUCUCAUCAGUUAUCUACAACAGAUAAGAAUGCUUGCAAAUCGGAUACAGGGAUAGAAUGUUGUUAUGGAUAUAUACUUUCAAAAGAUCGAUCAAGAUGUGAAGAUUGCCCAGCCGGUUUAUAUGGUAAUAGCUGUUCAUAUAAGUGUCCAUAUGGACAAUACGGGGUUCGUUGCAACUCCAAAUGCACUUGUUCAGGGAAGCAAAUUUGUGAUAGAGUCGAGGGAUGCAAAUUGAAAACCCGUUUCGUUAAAGCUUUGGUAACCACGGGCCAGAGAAAAGAGAAGACGACGCAAUACUCUACAGAAAUUCAAACGACAAAACGACCCUCUACGGCCAUUGACGAGGGAACAUCAGACAUAGACACAGUAGUAUUAUACAGUUCAGAGAAUAGGGAAGAAAAAACAAGAGUUGUUUAUAUUAUAUAUAGUAGCGGUGGCGCUCUUGCUUUUGCCUGCAUACUUCUUUUCAUAGUAGGAAUGUUCUUCGUUUUCAAACGUUUGGGCAGUUCUAAAAUUGUACCUAUUUAUAAGACUGACCAAAUCCUCUAUGAUGAGAUACCAGAAGAUCUGCUGCAAAGUGACGUGGCGAUCAACCGUCCAGUUGUCAGUCCCCAGAAAUUUGGCUACUACAACGAUAAUACUCACGUUCCGUUAUCAAAACAACAUUCUGGUAAUCUUGAGGGCUGCGAGCCUCCAUCAUAUUACAAUGACAAGAAAGAGUACGACUAUGCGUACCAGAAAAGAGAUGAUUAUUACCUUAACCCUUAUAACAUUCUUCAAACGACGGGAUAUUCAGACCACUUGUAUCGUGAUCUGAAAGAGUAAAGUGGAUUAUUUUUUUUCAAUGUACUAUUGAUAUAUCUAUUUUCGCUGUAGCUUAUUAUAGCAUAACUGGAAAUAUUUCGUCAUAUUAAAUAAAGAAUAUUUCAAGAAUCACGAACAAUACGAUAUGACUUUGAAAGGAAGGAUCAACAUAUUUUGACUGAACAAAAUGGCCACUUAUUACUAUGACAAUAUGUUUAAUAAUUAAUUUGUCUGACCAAUUUGAACUCGUUAAAGGGCGUCCGUGCAGUUGUCUGCCCAAAAUAGCUUUAUUUAUUAUAUAUGUGUUGUCCUUUUGGAAUAGAUAUGUCAUUAUUUACCAGAAAUUUACACGCGGAUGUCACGUGACGUGUGAAUUUAAUAAAAAAUAAAAUCAUCGAUCAUCGAUAUAUUUACAUUUAUCAUGUUCAAUCAUAUAUCAGUUUUUGAGCAUUACCGUAAAGAAAUCAAAAUAAGUAUAUACGCUUUUUUCUACAAAAACCUUGACUUUGGAUUAAAGCCGUCGGCGUGCAAUCUAAAUGAUUGAAUACUAUACAUAGCGAUUUAAAAAAUAAGAAAAAAUAUCCUAAUUGUUAUAACCAAUUUGAAUAAGUUUCUGCGAUGACAGAUCUUCAACAUCAUUGCGAUACAAUGUAAUCAAUUAUUUCUUGUUUAUCGAAAUUCUUCGUGUCUUGUCAUAAUAAUCGUUAGAAGAUUUUAUAUUAACAUUAUGAACUGUACGUCUACAAAGUAACUUAGUAACAUCACUAUACAACAUAUUGCUAUCUGUAAUCGGAUCCUAGGAUUUCGGUUUGUCAAACAAAUUGGCCAAUGCUAUAUAUGCGGGGGAAUAUCUUUAAAACUUCUGACUGAAUAAUGAUUUUGACCAAAUUAUUUUAGCAAGAAUGUUCCACCGAUAAUUUCUUUGCCAUAUCAUAUUUGUGUUUCUCUCCAAAAUCUAGAGUAAUUGCACUUUAUUGAAAGAUUCAAAUACUGAAAAGAACUUAACAUAGAACAGGUUUGGAAUGUACAUUAAAGGAAUCUUUUUUUAGAUUAAAAGUUACUACUAUCUAAUGAAAAUAACACUUUAAAAAUUCGUGCAUCCGAAUCUCUUUUCAUGACUGACCUUCAAUAAGAACGUCCAAACCCAAUCAAUUGAAAGCCAAAGAUUUAUAAAUACCCGGAUACGUGAAGAGCUUUAUGAUCGAAUGGACAUUUAAAGCAUAGCCGAGUCCCGUUAAGGUAAACUUGGACUGAUCGAAUUUAGGAACAUUUUUAUUUAUUGCGUACGAAAUAUAGAUGUUCUUCAUUUGUUUCCUCACAUCAACUAAAAUGGCUGUAUUUACUGAAUUUGUCAUAUGAGUACAUAACGAAUUUUCAUUUUAUUGAAAGCAUUUUAAAAUAAAAAUUGUUGUUUCACAGAUCUAUCGAUUUCUGAUUAAAUAUAUCUUUAUUAUCCUCGUGACAAUCCUAAAUUUCCUACACCAGUCGAUACCGAUAGUCAUGUGCACCUGUUUGAAAAUCCAAUGUCAUUCGAUUGGUCGCUUUAAUAUAAAAUUCCUCACAUUGCAGAUAUCUAAUAGUUGUUACAAUCUGGUUGCUUCCCUAAUUUUCUUCAUUGUUUAACAU